Molecule: messenger RNA, 4302 nt
Organism: Aureobasidium melanogenum CBS 110374
Lineage: Eukaryota; Fungi; Ascomycota; Dothideomycetes; Dothideales; Saccotheciaceae
Product: P-loop containing nucleoside triphosphate hydrolase protein
Exons: 2
Coding region: 1-4302 (1433 amino acids)
Biological process (GO): transmembrane transport
Cellular component (GO): membrane
Molecular function (GO): ABC-type transporter activity; ATP binding; ATP hydrolysis activity
Source: RefSeq, a predicted model, not a curated record
AUGACAGCAUCGAACCUCGCGACCGAUCAGGAAUCACUGGGCUUGCCAGGUUGUGAGAACUUGCGGACGUCACGACAGCCUUCGCAGUCUGUGGAGAAUAGCUUCCAUGAAGCCAACAGCAAUCAAAAGAGGCGCUGGCCAGACCUCCUGAAUCCCUUCAGAACAAGAUCAAAACCCCAAGUGCCAAACGAGAGACAACCUAGUCCGGAAUCUGGGGCCAAUUUCCUUAGCCUUCUUACGUUCCAGUGGUUGACUGAUCUCAUGCAGGUCGGGUACGCCAGACCACUUGAGCUGAACGAUAUCUGGAGCGUCGGUACAAGUAGAAGUGUGCCCGUCAUGCAAGCAAAGUUAUCGGCGUCCUUUGAAAAAAGAUUGCAGAACGGUGAUAGAAGUCCGUUAAGAAAUGCUCUCUAUGAUACUUUUCGAAAAGAGUUCUUGAUUGGCGGCGCUUGUUCCUUGAUCGCUUCCGUCCUGCAAGUACUUUCGCCUUUCAUGCUACGAUAUCUUAUUCAAUUCGCUACAGACGCAUACACCGCCUCUCACGGAGGAACCGAGACUCCGCCUGUCUCUCAUGGCAUAGCCUGGGUUGUCAGCAUAGCCAUCGUAGAAAUUGUGCAGACACUAUGCUUCAAUCACUUCCUCUACCGGGGCAUGAUGGUGGGCGGCCAGUCCCGCGCAGUCCUGAUUGCCCUAAUCUUCAACAAGGCGACUAAGCUGUCAGGCCGAGCCAAAGUUGCAGGAGCUACUAUGGAAAGACCAGCGCCUGGCAUGAAGCCAGAUAGCGAACAAGAGAAGAGGUGGAUAAAGAGAAACCUCGGCAGGGCUGGGACUACCACAGACCGAUUGGGUUGGUCGGACGGAAGGAUUAUCAAUCUUAUGUCUAUGGAUACCAGUCGUGUUAAUGCGGGCUCGAUCAUGUUACAUUUCCUCUGGACCUCCCCAAUCGCCAUUUGCCUGGCUUUGGCGCUGCUUCUGGUGAACAUAACCUACAGUGCAUUGCCGGGUUUUGCACUACUUAUUCUGAUCAUGCCGCUUUUGGCGAGAGCUGUGAAGGCAAUGAUUGCUCGGCGCAGAGCCAUAACUCCGAUCACAGAACGCAGAGUUUCCCUUAUACAAGAAAUCCUCCACAGUGUGCGACUCGUCAAGUAUUUCAGCUGGGAAUUCGCUUUUCUGGAUCGUCUAAACAGGAUCCGUAAGGAGGAGAUUCGCGGUAUCCGGGCAAUGCUUACCAUCCGCCACGCCGUUACCGCAAUUGGCACGACCAUAUCGACUUUCGCGGCGAUGUUAGCUUUCAUCACUUUCGCCCUUUCGGGACAUAAGCUCACGUCGAGCCAUGUUUUUUCAUCGCUGUCACUUUUCGGUGCGUUGAGCAUGCCAUUGAAUCAAUUGCCUCAGGUGCUUGGACACGUCACUGAUGCUGCACAUUCGAUCUCGCGGAUCCAAGAUUUCUUGCUUGCAGAAGAAUUCGAAGAUCCAGUGGUCUGGGACUUCGACAAUGACAAAGCCAUCGUCCUAGAGAACGCAGAAUUCGUAUGGGAGCGUAGCUCUGAACUCCAGAGGGGCGUUGAUGCGAUCGAUGAGGUUUCUACAGUAAACCAUGGGCAGGUUGACAAGAAGGGCUGGAAGCGGGCGGAGUCAUGCGUGAAAACACAACCACCGACUCCCGGAAUGUUGUCUAGCCAGCCGAACCCAAGUAUGGAGCCAGCCUCAGAUGAAAGCAGUUCAGGGAAGCCAUUCAGUCUCGGCAAUCUCAAUCUCACUGUAGGACGCCACGAGCUUGUUGCUAUCAUUGGCCCUGUAGGCUCCGGUAAGAGCUCCCUUCUCGCAGCGUUAGCUGGAGAGAUGAGAAGGACCGCGGGUUCCAUCACGCUCGGCGCCUCUCGGUCAUUUUGCUCACAAACAGCAUGGAUACAGAACGCCUCUGUCAAGGAGAAUAUCAUAAUGGGAAGGACCGAGGGGUUGGGAGGCUCUACAGCUAACGACGAGUGGUAUGCACGGAUCCUCGAUGCCUGCGCGCUCCUACCAGAUUUGGAGAUAUUUCCGCACGGAGACUCGACCGAGCUCGGUGAGCGAGGGAUCAAUCUCUCAGGUGGCCAGAGACAGCGACUCAAUAUUGCUCGGGCGAUUUACUCUGGCGCAGAGCUGAUUUUGAUGGACGAUCCUUUGUCAGCGGUUGAUGCCCAAGUCGGACAGCACAUCAUGAACAAGGCUAUUUGUGGUUUUCUAAAGGAUCGGUGUCGCAUCCUAGCGACGCAUCAGCUUCAUUUGCUUCACCGCUGCGACAGGAUUAUAUACCUUGCUGAAGGUCAGAUUAUUGCAGAUGGCACGUUUAGCGAGCUCAUGGCAAACAGCAUACCCUUCCAACGUAUAAUGACCGAUGUCACUCGUGAAGAUGGAUCAAGAGAUGACGGCAAAAACGAACAGCAAACCGAGGAAAGAGACACUUCGGGCAAAGCGGUUGACCUUCAGCCUGCACUCAUGCAGGCUGAGGAGCGUGCUAUCAAGCGCGUGAGCUGGUCCGUUUACGCCGCCUACAUGCGCGCAUCCGGGACCAUUCUCAACCCGCUGGCAAUACUCGUUCUGCUGAUUGCCACUCAAGGAUCAAGCGUCAGCACAGGCCUUUGGUUGUCAUGGUGGACGUCUGAUAAGUUCGGCUUCCGCCUCGGGACCUAUAUUGGGAUAUUCGCCGCACUCGGAGUGACUCAGGCAUUUCUUGCCUUCGCAUUCUAUGUACGCUUGACCAUUUCGUGUACCAAUGCAUCUCAAGCCAUGUUGCGAGCAGCUGUUGCCCGUGUGCUUCGCGCCCCCGUGUCCUUCUUCGAUACGACACCACUUGGCAGGAUCACCAACCGGUUCUCUAAGGACGUUGAUACUAUGGACAACAAUCUUUCUGAUUCGCUUCUCAAUUUCCUACUCUUCAGCAGUCAGAUUGUUGCUGUCUUUAUCCUGACGAUAGUUUAUUUCCCAUACUUUGCUGUUGCACUUGCGGUGCUGACUAUCUUGGUACUCUUCUCCGUCAGAUAUUACCGAUCCUCAGCUAGAGAACUCAAGAGGCAUGAGGCUUUAUUGCGAAGUCAUGUCUUUACUCGCUUCGGAGAGGCGAUCUCGGGAGUUUCGACUAUCAGAGCUUACAGAUUACAACAACGAUUUACUGCAUUAGUAAACAGCGCCGUGGAUGACAUGGACGGCGCGUACUUUCUAACUUUCGCUAAUCAAUGUUGGCUCUCUACUCGGCUAGAUGCCGCAGGUAACGCAAUGGUACUUGCUGUCGGGAUACUGGUUGUGACGUCGCGAUUAUCGAUUAACCCAAGCAUCAGCGGUCUGCUACUGUCAAGCAUGGUCUCCGUCGUCAAGUACUUGCAAUAUUCUGUUCGUCAAUUGGCCGAGGUGGAGAACAACAUGAACUCAGCAGAACGUCUCCACCAUUACGCCGCAAGUAUCGAACAAGAGGCUGCUUUCUGUACUGCCGGUGUGCCGCCAACCUGGCCAGAGUGGGGUGAGAUUGUUUUUGACGACGUCCAUAUGAGAUACCGUAGAGGACUGCCGGAUGUUAUCCACGGGUUGAACAUACGUAUCAGGCCUGGCGAGCGAAUGGGUAUUGUUGGUCGUACUGGAGCGGGCAAGUCGUCGAUCUUAUCAACACUUUUCCGGCUAGUCGAGCUCAGUCAUGGCACAAUCAUCAUAGAUGGCAUGAACAUCGCGAAAAUCGGUCUCCAUGACCUCCGCUCCCGUCUAAGUAUCAUACCUCAAGAUCCGACCCUCUUCCAAGGUACCAUACGCAGCAACUUGGAUCCUUUCAACAAGCAUACAGAUCUCGAGCUAUGGUCUGCUCUCCGUCAAGCUGAUUUAGUCGCCGACGAUCAAGGCAUCAAUGGCAUUGGAGGCCAGCAUGUUCACCUUGACACUUCAAUAGAGGAGGCCGGCGCUAAUUUCUCGCUCGGCCAACGUCAGAUGAUAGCGCUUGCUAGGGCGCUCGUCAGAAACUCGCCAAUAAUCGUUUGCGACGAAGCAACCUCGGCCGUCGACUUUGAGACUGAUCGAAGAAUUCAAGAGGCGAUUAUGCGCGGCUCCAAGGGCAAAACACUACUCUGUAUAGCUCACCGGCUGAGGACUAUUCUCGGAUAUGAUAGAAUCUGCGUUAUGGACGCAGGUAAGAUCGUCGAGCUCGACACGCCUCUUGCACUGUGGGAUCAGGGCGGUAUAUUCAGAUCUAUGUGCGAUCGCUCAGGUAUCGCACGUCAAGACUUGAUAGACAACCAGGACAAAUCAGAUUCGAUUGGCGGAAAGAGCUGGGACGGAUAA